Molecule: messenger RNA, 225 nt
Organism: Entrophospora candida
Lineage: Eukaryota; Fungi; Glomeromycota; Glomeromycetes; Entrophosporales; Entrophosporaceae
Source: the annotation of a GenBank genome assembly
AUGAACAGAAAAAAAAGAACAGUCAAUGAUGAACCAACGGAAGAGUCUGUUCUCUUUGAUGAAUCGAAUGAGGAUGUUUUAAUUAGUUCUAUUGAUGAAUCAGGUUUGAAAGGAGAGACAACAUUACCAGCUUCAAAGAAGAUCAUUGAUACUCCAAAACAAAAAUUUUUGCAAAGAAAUUCAAGAACUAUCAAGAAAAAAUUCCAAAGAUAUGUCAAAUUAUAA